AUUUCUGUCUUCAUUACCAAUUAAUAAUUCCCGUCAAUCUCUCUCUUUUUGUAUCAAUCCCUCUUUCAAUUCACCAAAAUUGCAAGAAGAAGAAGAACCGAACAGAACCCAAAAUCCUCAAAUCUUUCCCUCCGCAUCAAUGGCUGAAAUGGAAGAAACUCCGCAGACCCAAUUAGAACCCAGUAAUUCCCACGACACCCAGAAGAAUUUUUCAUUCAGCAUUUGGCCACCCACACAGCGCACCCGUGACGCCGUCAUUCAGCGUCUCAUCGAAACUCUCUCUACCCCUUCUAUCCUCUCCAAACGUUACGGCACUCUCACAAAUGAAGAGGCUUCAGAUAUUGCCAGGUCCAUAGAGGAAGAGGCCUUUACCUUUGCUGGAUCCUCUGUCUCCCCUGACGAUGAUGGAAUCGAGAUCCUUCAGGUAUACUCCAAGGAGAUUAGCAAGCGUAUGCUGGACGCUGUGAAGUCUAGAUCUGCUGCUACCACUUCCCCGGAAGCUGAAAGUAAACCUUCAGAGUCGCUGGCGGAUGCUUCGGAGUCUUCUGCUCACACUGGGGAAAUCUCAUCCAUUGAAACCGAGUCUUGAAAAUUGCAACGAGGUCAUUUAGUUUUCGUCUAAUUGACUCUGCAGUGAGAAAAACUCUAGUUUUGGUUAAUUUAGGUGUUCUGAGAUCUCAUUGUGCUGUUUAUGUGUUAUGUAGAUCGAUAUAUAUAAUGUUGGAUCAAUAAACAUCUAUUUGACAGCCUCCUGAUUCAUUGCCUCCUGAGUAACAUGCAUAAGUUUGAGGGUUCCUGAUAUAAAGUCUAGAUUCUGCC
Nicotiana attenuata is the source of this 819-nucleotide messenger RNA. Its product is annotated as MFP1 attachment factor 1-like. Lineage: Eukaryota; Viridiplantae; Streptophyta; Magnoliopsida; Solanales; Solanaceae. The coding region runs from base 140 to 589 and encodes 149 amino acids. The transcript is spliced from 2 exons. Gene Ontology annotation, biological process: lateral root development; mitotic cell cycle. The record is from RefSeq and is a predicted model, not a curated record.